AUGAGCUUGUUCGGUGCACCAAAGCCCGCUGGGCAGACGGGUGGCCUCUUUGGCGGCUCUGCAUUCGGAGGUAGCACAUUGGGACAGUCAACACAGCCGCAGCAGCAGCAGCAGCAACAGCCGCAGCAGCAACAAGGCGGGCUUGGCUUGUUCGGCCAGACGCAAAAUCAAGGAAGCACUUUCGGACAAUCCUUUGCCCAGCCUCAGCAGCAGCAACAGCAACAACAGCAGCAGCAGCAGCAGCAGCAGCAACAGAUGCCCAGCUUGUCGCAGUCGCAAGCGCAGCUCUCCAGUUCCCUUUGGCAACCCGGCAGAGAAACCCCUCAAAACCAGAAGCCUAUCCCGGAGCAAAUGGCGCUCAUCUUCGAGAAGUGGAACCCCACGAACCCCAAUUGCGCUUUCAAGCACUACUUCUACAACAAGGUCGACGAGGCUUCCGUCCCCUUCUACAAGCCCGGUCCUCAUGAGGACCCCAAAGAGUGGGAGGAGGCGCUGCAGAAGAAGCCCGCACCCGGCUUCAUCCCGGUUCUCUGCACAGGUUUUAACGGCGUGGCUGCGCGUUUACAGACGCAAAAGAAGGUUGUUGGCGAGCUCAAUGUUCGCCUGCAUCAGAUUAACGCCAGUCUCGAUGCUAUUUUGUCCCGACAUGAUCUUGAGACAAGCGUACGCGCCCUGGCCGCCCGUCGGAGGCACGUUGUGUUGAGGGAGAGGUGCCUUGCGCUCGCUGCGCGGGUACAGGUGCUGCGAAACCGUGGAUACGCUUUGAGCGGCGACGAAGAUGACUUGCGACUCAAGCUCGCCGAGCUGGAACGCAACGUCCAGGACCCCGCAUUGGCGGCUAGGGAGGAGGAGCUCUGGAGUAGGCUGAUUGUCUUGAGAGAUUAUGCGGACCAGUUGAUGAAGGAGGCAAACAAGCCUGCUUUCGCGAGCGGUGAAGGCUUGAGUGAGGAGACGGAGCACAAGACCAAGAAGGUCUUGGAGGACUACGAGAAGCAGAUCCAGCACCUCAAGAAGGAGGUUGAGUCGAUCACUAAAGAUUUUGAACAGUGGGAGAAGGAGCGCAACCCGCGGUAA
Colletotrichum truncatum is the source of this 1074-nucleotide messenger RNA. RefSeq names its product nucleoporin nup44. Lineage: Eukaryota; Fungi; Ascomycota; Sordariomycetes; Glomerellales; Glomerellaceae. The record is from RefSeq and is a predicted model, not a curated record. Gene Ontology annotation, cellular component: nuclear pore; nuclear pore central transport channel. Gene Ontology annotation, biological process: NLS-bearing protein import into nucleus; protein localization to nuclear inner membrane; nuclear pore organization. Gene Ontology annotation, molecular function: structural constituent of nuclear pore.